Messenger RNA from Vombatus ursinus (common wombat), 1550 nucleotides. RefSeq names its product zinc finger protein 665-like. The annotation marks the transcript as partial. The record is from RefSeq and is a predicted model, not a curated record. The transcript has a single exon. Lineage: Eukaryota; Metazoa; Chordata; Mammalia; Diprotodontia; Vombatidae.
CAACAUCAGAGAAUCCACACUGGAGAGAAACCUUAUGAAUGUAAUCAAUGUGGAAAGGCCCUCUGUUCUAGGUCCAGUCUUGCUGCACACCAGAGAAUUCACACUGGAGAGAAACCUUAUCAAUGUGAUCAAUGUGGAAAGGCUUUCACAAAGAGCUCAUUUCUUGCUGCACAUCAGAGAAUCCACACUGGGGAGAAACCUUAUGAAUGUAAUCAUUGUGGAAAGGCUUUUAGAAGUACCUCUGAUCGUUCUGUACAUCAGAGAAUCCACACUGGGGAGAAACCUUAUGAAUGUAAUCAUUGUGGAAAAGCUUUCAGACAAAACUCCCAACUUGCUCAACAUCAGAGAAUCCACACUGGGGAGAAACCUUAUGAAUGUAAUCACUGUGGAAAGGCUUUCAGACUAAACUCCCAACUUGCUUUACAUCAGAGUAUUCAUAGUGGAGAGAAACCUUAUCAAUGUGAUCAAUGUGGAAAAGCUUUCACACACAGCUCAUUUCUUGGUGCACAUCAGAGAAUCCACAGUGGAGAGAAACCUUAUGAAUGUAAUCAAUGUGGAAAGGCUUUCAGAGUGAACUCCAAACUUGCUGAACAUCAGAGAAUCCACACUGGAGAGAAACCUUAUGAAUGUCAUCAAUGUGGAAAGGCUUUCAGAGUGAACUCCAAACUUGUUGAACAUCAGAGAAUCCACACUGGAGAGAAACCUUAUGAAUGUCAUCAAUGUGGAAAGGCUUUCAGAGUGAACUCCAAACUUGCUGAACAUCAGAAAAUUCACACUGGAGAGAAACCUUAUCAAUGUGAUCAAUGUGGAAAGGCUUUCACACAGAGCUCAUUUCUUGCUGCACAUCAGAGAAUUCACACUGGGGAGAAACCUUAUGAAUGUGAUAAAUGUGGAAAAGCUUUCACUCAGAGCUCCACUCUUGCUGCACAUCAGAGAAUUCACACUGGAGAGAAACCUUAUCAAUUUGAUCAAUGUGUAAAGGCUUUCAGACUAAACUCCCAGUUUGCUCUAUGUCAGAGAAUUCACACUGGGGAGAAACACUAUGAAUGUAAUCAAUGUGGAAAGACUUUCAGACAGAACUCCAAACUUGCUCAACAUCUGAGAAUCCACACUGGAGAGAAACCUUAUAAAUGUAAUCAUUGUCAAAAGACUUUUAGAAGUAUCUCUAAUUAUUCUGUACAUCAGAGAAUCCACGCUGGGGAGAAACCUUAUGAAUGUAAUCAAUGUGAAAAGCCUUUCAGAUUAAACUCCCAACUUGCUGUACAUCAGAGAGUCCAUACUUGAGAGAAAACUAAUGUGAUAAAACUUUUUUAUGUACACUCUCACCUUACUAUAGAAAUCUGAUGAAAGAAAAGGCCAAGAGACAUAAUUUCUGCACAAUCAUUUCAUUAAUUAUGGCUAAUGAAUAAUUAAUAAAAGGAUGGUCAUUUAGCUAUCUCUUGUAAAUCGAAGAUGAAUCAUGGAGGCAUAUCAUCACUUAUAUGCCCGUAGAGAAGUGGGUAUUACCAAGUGGAAUAAAUCAACUCUGAUUAAAAAUUAAUGAGACUGAA